AUGGAUUUUGACAAGGUCUAUGGCGCCGGCUACAACAGAACCACCUUUUAUGGGCUGCAAGUAGGCUUUUUACAAUAUUUUUUUUUGAUUUUUUUACAAGGCACUUGGAACUCUCGGAUUUUGUGGAAAUUUUUGGCAUAUUUCGGGCAUAACCCACACGUUAAUUCCAGAGAAUUUUAAUUUGCGCUUUACAGAUGUAGCCGAGAUAUUCAAUGAUCUUUGCACCCAAGAGAGUACGCCAAAAGCGGAGGGCGCUCAGAGAUUAAAAAAAAAACACUUUAUAGCCUAUAUAUGGCUCGGGACUUCUAAAUCUCUCCGCAAGAGUCCAUCCGAACCCUGCAAAUUUAGUCCAAAGUUAAAAGUUGACAAAAAAGGAGGAGGCGACAGAGAAAGGCAGAAAUUCUUACAAAGAGAGAAAUUGCGCAAUGUUAUGUCAGAUUGCGCAACUUUUAGCUUUGUACUAAAUUUGCAGGGUUCGGAUGGACUCUUGCAGAGAGAUUUAGAAGUCCCGAGCCAUAUAACUUUGCCAAUUUUGCAUAGAAGAAAUUGGAAAAAAGCCAAAAAAAUAUCAAAUUUUUCCGACUUUCGAUCUAAAAUCUACUUAUCGUAUCUGCAAAUAUACAGUGGGGGACCUGAUCCACAGGCAAAAACGUACCAUUUUGCAUCCGGGAAGUGCCAAAAUGCGCGGAAAAGCCUCAAAUUUCUGCCAACUUCCGAUCUAAAAAUCUCAGUCGUUUCUGCAAAGCGGUAGCUAGGAGUUUCGCAUUUGUCCUAGAAACAAUUGUUCUAAAUUCGUGCCAAAUUUCAUCAACAUUUCGCACCCUUACAUCGUUAUUUUCAAUUUUAAUACAUAAAAAAUCCAAAAUCUUCAAUUUUAGGCCAACAAAAAUGAAACGGACUUUGUUUGCUCCGAUAAAUUUCGGAUUUUGGUAAGUUACUGCACUAUUAAAAAUAACCAAAAUUUAGAUGUCAUCACUAGUCGUGUUCAACUGUUUACUGGUAUUUAUUAACGCCAUAUUCCUAAUUUUAUUUCUCUGUGUCUACAAGCGGCUGUUUUGCCGCGCCUACGACGAGGACUUCGACCUGGAGAGCUUGGCCAGCACGCACUCCAGGAAGGGGCGGCACAAUAACGGGUAUUCGCCGCAUGCCUUCAACAAUGUCUUCAAAGAGCCGGUAAGCCGGAGAUUUGUGGAGAUGAAGGGAAAAUUGAAGCUAUCAGUCUGUCGGGAAAGUAAUAAGCACUCAGCCGCUCGAAAAAAUGAGCUGUGUCUCGGCAAAAUCAAAUUGCUUUUCACUUCAAUCGGCGCAGCGACAUUGUGCUCAUUAUUUUCCCGACAGACUGAUAAAAUUAGUGAGUUGACAUGUCAGUCUGUCGGGAAAAUAAUUUGGCUUAUUCGCAGAAAAAAAUAAAUGUCUCGAAUUGUGACCAAAUGUUCGGCUCGAGAAGUGACAUUCCGAUAGUUGGUGGACUUUUUUCGCGGUGCACACUGUUCUUUGCAAUGUUUUACCGGCUCGCAUUUGUUUGGCGCCGGCACUCCUCGGGCUGGUUUUUUAGAGCCGGUUUUAGACUCAAUGGCGGAAAUUUCGGCUCUUGGCACUCUGUUUGGAAAAACUUCCUUUUUCUGGCCCGGCGCAUUGCAGCUUGCACCCUCGAUUCCCUGCAGACUGCGAAUAAAAAUAGGAAACAGCCUAAGCACAAAACUAAGCCUAAGGCUGAACUAAGCCUAACUUGCCUAAGCCUGAUAUUCCUUGCAAACGGAAUUGUUCGGGCGCAAGCUGCAAAACCUUCUUUUCGCUGGUGCCAGAAAAAAGGAAGUUUUAUCCUCUUUUUUGGCGGAGAUACUGCGUAAAAGUGCCCAAGGCUUUUGAAAAACGGCAUUUUCUACCAGAAAAUUUUGUAACCUAUUGAUGAAAUUUUACAUUUGUCAUCAAAAGAUACCAAUCUUCUCUUCAAAUUUUCAUGGAAAUUAAAGAUUUUUUGUUAUCAGUCUGUCGGGAAAAUAAUGAGCAUAUCGAAAAUCGCGUUGUCGCCGAAAAAAAUUAAUUGUGUCGCGGCAAAAUCAAAUUGCUUUUUAUCUCAGCAACGGGACUUGCGCUGCAACAUUGUGCUUAUUAUUUUCCCGACAGCCUGAUAAACGGAUGGAAACUUAGAGUGAAAUUUUUUACCCGCGAAUUUUAUCCCAAUUUCAGCCCUCGCCCGGUCCACCAACCCUCAAGCCGGCCAAGCGCCACAAAUCGGUCAGCGAAGAGGGCGGCGACCUCCUUCCCGACGCAAAAAACGCCUCAACAAACGGCACAAACAACACUCGUUUCAAGAAGUGUGUCUCCUUCGAGGACGCGGAGCCGAGUCCGCGACGCGAGAUGAACAUCCUGGAAGUUCAUGACGAGUUCGCGUUUGCUGACGAGGAGAUCUUGGACUAUACGAGUCAACAAAGUCACAAGUCAUAA
Molecule: messenger RNA, 2448 nt
Organism: Bursaphelenchus xylophilus (pine wood nematode)
Lineage: Eukaryota; Metazoa; Nematoda; Chromadorea; Rhabditida; Aphelenchoididae
Source: the annotation of a GenBank genome assembly